AUGACCUCAACUGCUGCCACAGCCACUCUGUUGAACUCCCUUUUCCCGGCCAAGAUGGUCAGUUCAGAAGAACACCCAUUUGGUCGCUCUUAUCCCUCAAAGAAUGCCGGAUUUUAUCCAAAUUGCUUCCCUCGUAACAAGAAGAUGGCACCUCUAACUCUAAGAGAACCCAAGCUCCCAGUUGCCACCUCCGAUGCAAGCACUGUAGCUAGAUAUUCUUCACAGAUGGCAUCCCAAUCACAAGGCGCAGACAGUCUAAAUAAUAUUCUAGAAAGUUUAUGCAAGGAAGGAAGAAUUGAAGCAGCCUUUCAAAUGGCAGACCAAAUGGCCACACAGGGAGCUUCAGCACAACCUGCGAACCUCGUUCUUUUACUCCAAGCUUCUCGGAAGCACCAAAGAAGCUCACCAACUGUUAAACAAAAUGCUCGAACACGGACACCGGGGCUCUUCGAAGGCUCCUUCCGGUCUGAAAUUUAUGGAGAGAGGGUCAGCAACGGUGGUUGGAACGCGAAAAGGAGAGAGGCAUUUGAGAAGGUGAGGGAGCUGCAUAAGGAGAUGAGGGCGGCAGGCUACGUGCCGGACACAAGGUACGUGCUCCAUGACAUUGAUGAGGAGGCGAAGGAGAAGGCGCUGAUGUAUCACAGCGAGAGGCUGGCCAUUGGUUACGGGCUUAUAAGCACGCCGCCAGGGACCACCCUGAGGAUCAUGAAGAACCUCAGGAUCUGUGGUGACUGCCACAAUGCCAUCAAGAUCAUGUCCAAGGUUGUGGAGCGGGAGAUCAUUGUUAGGGACAACAAGCGGUUCCACCACUUCAAGGAUGGGGUAUGUUCUUGUAGAGAUUAUUGGUGAGAGAUUUGUACGAAAACUGUUCUGUAUUGGUUAAAAGUUCUUUAGGUAGGUUCUCAGGAGUGUAGUUAUAACAACGCUAUUGUUAUGCUGCAUCGGUCAUGAGUACAUCAGCUGUUGAACUCUUGAGGUUAUGUGUUCAUUGUGAUCAGUCAGUGAUUCAACAACUAAAAAUUUUGAAAAAUUCUUUUUGUAAUAA
Messenger RNA from Phoenix dactylifera (date palm), 1045 nucleotides. The record is from RefSeq and is a predicted model, not a curated record. NCBI's taxonomy places the organism in Eukaryota, Viridiplantae, Streptophyta, Magnoliopsida, Arecales, Arecaceae.